This is a messenger RNA of Periconia digitata, 1694 nucleotides long. The record is from the annotation of a GenBank genome assembly. Lineage: Eukaryota; Fungi; Ascomycota; Dothideomycetes; Pleosporales; Periconiaceae.
ACUUGGGGCUAGGCACACGUUGCCGUGCGACCUUCCGCUUCCAGCCUUCGAUAUUGAUACUGUAUGCACCAUCCUGGCGAACGGUAACUGGAUCGUAUGAGACCCCCAGGAAGGCGCAAUCAGCUUGGACCCUGUCGCCACGGCGAAGCCUUGUGUUUAUAAGACAAGCACUGCGCGCAUAUGAGAAUGUUUCACCAGCCCAAUCUUCAUCCCAAUACCUGGUUGCCCGAGCCACAAUGAAGUUCUCCCUCGCAGUUUCUGCCUUUGCGGCAGCUUCAUUCGCCAAAGAGAUUCCCAAAGACCCGGAACGGGCUGCAGAGCUCUAUGAUUCCGGCAUCAUGCAUGAGAGGAUCAUGGCGGACAAGUACCAGCAAUGGGAUCAGCAGGCCCAAAUGGGAGUCUUGAAUGCUGUCGGUGGAGCCCAAUUUUCAGAGCUCCCUUUUGCGCAGUGCAAGAACGGACUUGCAGCUCCUUUGGACCCCUUCCAAAGUAACAACGCCAGCACAAAGUUUCGUUGCAACAAUAUCAACCUCCAUCACUUCCUUCCUCACACCGACCUCGGCUCCACCGUUGGUCAGGGCUCAAGCUCAUGGGGAUGGGUCAGUGACGAUGGCCGCGAGUUUGCCAUUAUUGCCCAGGGUGAUGGAGCUGCUUUCGCAGAGAUCACCUCCGCUGGUAAACUCCGAUACCUUGGUCGUCUUCCCCAGACAACCGGUGUUGCACCCAGCCAAUGGCGUGAGAUCCGCACAUACAAGCAUUACAUUGUUGUCGGAAGCGAGGAGCCUGGCCACGGCAUUCAGAUCUUCGACCUACACAAGCUGCUCGAUAUCGACUACAAGAAAGGCCCUGUCACGUUCAGUCCCCAAACUGAUCUGACUGGGUACUGGAACGAACUUCCCUUGGGACGUGUGCACAACGUCGUUCAAGGGCCCAAGGAAAACAACUUCUUCUAUGUGAACGGUGCUCAGCCCCGCAACAGCAGCUGCCUUUCGGGCCUCAUCUUCCUUGACCUGGAAGACCCCUCCAAACCCAAGAGCCCUGGAUGCGCAAGGGACGAUGGGUACGUGCACGAUGCGCAGUGCUUGAUCUACAAGGGUCCACACAAGAAAUAUCUCGGUCGUGAGAUUUGCUACGGAUAUAACGAGGAUUCCAUCACCAUCUACGACGUGACCGACAAGAAGUUCCCCGAAACCAUCUCCAUCACCUCGUACGAAGGAGCAACCUACACGCACCAAGGCUGGGUCCUCGACACCGAAAACCAAGAAUGGCUCAUCUCCGACGACGAGUACGACGAAGUCGAAGCCCGCGGCCCUGCAUCUAGCGGACGUCCAGUCACCUACAUCUGGGACAUUCGCGAUCUCGAGCACCCCAAGCAAACGGGCUACUACCAAGCGCCCCGCGUCACCAUCGACCACAACCAAUACAUCUUCGGCAAGUACUCGUACCAAAGCAUGUACACGUCUGGUCUCAGCAUCCUCGACAUCUCGUCGAUCCCGUCGGACCCUACUGGCCGUGGCGUGCGCGAGGUGGGUUGGUUCGAUACGUAUCCUGAAGACGAUAAGCUCGAGGGUGGAGGGUCGUUGAAGUUUAGCGGGUCGUGGAGUAACUAUGGAGGGUUCCCUAGUGGGUUUAUCCUCAUCAACACUAUCGACCGUGGCGCGUUUGUGGUUAAGACGCAGAACCCUCUGCCUUAG